AUGUUAAUGCCUACAUCUUCUGGACAGACUUCAUUAGCUAACAAUGCUAAUAUUCUUUAUGAAUGUGUGGUAGAGAGAAGACACUUUUUUUUGAAUAGAAAUUAUUACUUACAAUUAACAAAUUAGAGUCUCAGUUUAAGUGAAGUAAAGGCAUAUUGAUAAUUAAAAAUAGAAACAAAGUCAGUAGAAUCCAAAAUAUAUCUAUUAAUUAAAGAUUGAUAAAGUAUUUACUUGGUCUAUUCAUAAUAAUAACAUUGUUGGUUUUAAACUUCCAUAUUAAGAUAAAAUAAAAGACUUUUUUGGUAAUCCAAAUGAUAUGGUAAACUUAAAAGCAAAGAUGGGAGGCUUAGUAUGUUACUAAAAAAUAGAUAUGUUUUAUAAAAAAGAGGAAAUCCUUUAGACUGGUUCUUUUGGAAGGGUAGUUUAUAAUGAAAAUAUUGUUAGGUCACAAAAGAGUAGUGUAAAUUCACAUAAAAUCAUGUGGCAAUAAAGAGUAUUAAGUGCUAAAAUAAUUAAAGUCCAGCUAUCAAGAAUGAAAUUGAAAUACUAAAAAGAUUGAAACAAGUUAACACUUUAAACAUUUUGGAGCUCAAAGAAGUAUAUAAAGAUGAACUUAAUUAUUAUAUUGUAACAGAUUUCUUACCUGGUUUAAAUUUAAAAUAACAUUUAGAAAAAAGAACUAAACCAUAUUCAAUUUAAGAAGCUUUAAAUAUAAUGGAAGUAUUAUUAUAAAAAUUAAAUGUAGUCGCUUUUAAAAGGAUUGUAAAUUAUUCAUUAGAAUGGAAUUAUUCAUCGAGAUUUAAAACCAGCAAAUUUGAUGUAUCACAAUAAUUAAAUCAAAAUAAUUGAUUUUGGUCUAUCUUGUUUUAAUGGUAAAUAACUUGAAUAAUAUCCAUCUUGUGGAACUACAGGUUAUUCAGCACCAGAAGUAUUAAAUGUAUGGAAUAAAAAACAAGCUUAUGAUUAUAAAGUUGAUCUAUUUAGUGCAGGAUGCAUACUAUAUAAAUUAUUGACUUUAGAAGGACUAUUUAAUAGUGAAAAUGAAAAAGAAACUUAUAGAAAUAAUAAAACAUGUUAAUUUACAAUUAAAGAAAAGGGUUCAGUUUUCGAUUUAGUAUAACUAUUUGUAAAAGCAGAUCCUUAGUAAAGAUUAGAUUGUAAUCAAGCAAUUGAAGCAGUUUAAGCAUUGCUUGAUUAUAAAUAUUUUGAUGUCAAUACAUGGUACAAUAAUAAAGUUAAAUAAUAUCAGAAAGGCAGAUCUCAUUGUGAAUUUAAUCAAGAAUCUUAAUCUAAAUUAUCAAGAUAAUGUAGUCUAACAAGUUUAAAAUACAAUGAACCAUAAACAUAAACAGAAAGAUACAAAAAUAUAUCCAAAAAGAUUGAAUAAAUUUGA
Paramecium sonneborni is the source of this 1393-nucleotide messenger RNA. NCBI's taxonomy places the organism in Eukaryota, Ciliophora, Oligohymenophorea, Peniculida, Parameciidae. The record is from the annotation of a GenBank genome assembly.